GAGUGAAGUGAGGCCACUCAAAAAAGAAAACAAAAUUUAGAUACACAAACCUUUCUCCUUCCUCUUUCCUCUCUCAGCUCAUUUUCCUCCUUUUCUCUCUCUCUUAUACCCCACUUCGUGAAAACAAAGCCAACCCACACACCUCAAGGCUUGUUCCUCAACCUAGCCGAUUCAGGAAAACAUACAGGUUUUUAAUUUUUCGUUUUUUUAAUUUGUUAGAGUCUCAUCUUUAAUUAAAAAAAAAAAAAAGCUAUUCUUGCAAUUUUCUCCUUCCUGUUCUCUAGUUUUGGAAUUGAGACAGGCUCUCUUCUGUUGGUAUACUUAAAACUUAGUAACCUUUGAUUUAUUUUUUAGAUUGGUAACUUGUUUUGAUAUUGUAAAGCAUGGGAACAACUAUAGAUAUGUACAAUAAUAAUAGCAACAUAGCACCGGAUUUCUUAGAUCCAUAUAGUGAAGAGCUGAUGAAAGCACUUAAACCUUUUUUGAAAAGUGAUUAUUCAUCAACUUCUCUCUCACGGGAAUCACACACACUACCCAAAUCGUAUCCCAACCCAAUCUUCUCCAACCAAUCUAGUUCCCUUGGGCUCAACCAACUCACCCCAUCUCAAAUUCUUCAAAUUCAAACCCAAAUCCAAAUUCGGCAGCAACAGCAGCAGCUCUACGCGGGUUCGUUCAAACCCCAAAACCAAAACCAAAACCAAAACCAAAACCAAAGCUUUCUCGCCCCAAAGCGCGUUCCUAUGAAGCACGUUGGCACAAGCGCGAAACCCGGGAAGCUGUACCGUGGGGUGAGACAGCGACAUUGGGGGAAGUGGGUGGCUGAGAUAAGACUCCCAAAGAAUCGAACCCGUCUCUGGCUUGGAACAUUCGACACCGCAGAGGAAGCAGCGUUGGCAUACGACAACGCAGCGUUUAAGCUUCGAGGUGAAUUUGCACGCCUCAAUUUCCCUCAUCUGAAGCACCAUGGACCCUUUGUUUUUGGCGAUUUCGGAGAUUACAAGCCUCUACCUUCUGCCGUCGAUUCCAAGCUCCAAGCUAUUUGUGAAAGCUUAGCCGUUUCGCGCAAACAGGGGAAUGAAAAACAAAAACCCUUUCCCUCUGUUGAAGAUGUAAAGCCUGUGAUACAAGCUCCUUCGCUGGAUGAGUUGGACUCUGACGUGGCACAAUUCAACGGUCAACAGGAUUUUCCAGAGUUCGAGGAUUUUAAGGUGGAGAAUCCAACGUUGUCGCCUGAAUCUUCACCCGGUUCUUCUUCGCCUGAAUCCGGUGUUACUUUCUUGGAUUUCUCGGAUUUCUCGGAUUCUAAUGAAAUGGAGAAUUUUGGGUUGGAGAAGUACCCUUCUGUGGAGAUUGAUUGGGCUGCUAUAUGACAAUCAAAUCGUUCGUUGUGAUCGUUGUCUCUGAAUGGUUUAGAUUACUAUGUUGUUGGGUUAGUAGUAUGUAUAUUUAUAUUUUGUAAUAUUUUUUAGGUUAUGUUUUAGUGUCUUGGGCAGCAUCUGCAAUGAAGUUUUUGACAUUUGCAGAUUUUUGCCGAGACACAACUAGAAAAUUUAGGGUACUAAAUCAAAGAGUCGUAGUGGGUAUGGUCCAAUGGUGUUUCUGGUCUGCUGCGGUUUUUUUAAUUCCUUGCAUGACCAUGGGAGCUUCUACUUGUGUUUCUUGGCUAGCUACUCCUUGUGCAACUGUAAUUAUAGUGCCUUUGCGAUAUAUGAAAAUGAAAAUUUUGCUUGUUCUUGUAAAGCAUAGACAACUAUACAUAGGGUUUGAAAAUUUCUUUUAUAUGUAAUUGUUGUGUGGAAAUUUGCUAUCACUAGCCAAUUUUACUGGCUCAGAAACGCUGUUUGAU
Abrus precatorius (Indian licorice) is the source of this 1846-nucleotide messenger RNA. RefSeq names its product ethylene-responsive transcription factor ERF060-like. The transcript has a single exon. Lineage: Eukaryota; Viridiplantae; Streptophyta; Magnoliopsida; Fabales; Fabaceae. Gene Ontology annotation, molecular function: DNA-binding transcription factor activity; DNA binding. The record is from RefSeq and is a predicted model, not a curated record. Gene Ontology annotation, biological process: regulation of DNA-templated transcription. The coding region runs from base 384 to 1370 and encodes 328 amino acids.